Molecule: messenger RNA, 2037 nt
Organism: Meloidogyne enterolobii
Lineage: Eukaryota; Metazoa; Nematoda; Chromadorea; Rhabditida; Meloidogynidae
Source: the annotation of a GenBank genome assembly
UCGAAAAAACCAAGCUCGAAAAAAAUGCACCGAAGUCGGCUCGAACCGAAACGGCAAACCUAUUCAAUAUUCUUACUUAUCCUACACCUUCCUUUCACUUCCCCAUUUAAUUCAUUCCACAUUCUCACAUAUCCUAAUUCUUCUUUUAUCCCGUCCGAUAUUUGGGAUAUCAUAAAGAUCAGUGUGAUAAGUCUUCUGAACAUAUACUAAUAAUUCAAUAAUUUUCUUUAAAGUUUUUCGAUUGAUGGAACUCAAGAUUCAGUAAAGCAAACAGUUCCUCGUCUUCAUUUCUCGGAGACAACAAUGAAUAAUCACCGAAAAAAUGGGAAACCUAAUCCUGAACAAAAAUUCUUUUUACUUGUUAUGAAAUUAAGUGUAGAAACAGCUAUUGGAGAUGAAACAAGGAAAGUACUUGUUCAAUCAUUUCAUUCUGACAGAGUUAUUGUUAGGGCCUCCAAUCCGGGUCAAUUCGAACAGCCAGAAUCAGACCAAUCAUGGAAAAACCAAAACGGGGCUUUAACCUUCUCUGGACCUGUUUGUAUUGGAAGUGAUAAACCAAUUGGAGAUGCUCAAUUAACUGUUCAUGGAAACAUUGCUGCAAGUGGACAGAUCACUCGACCAUCAGAUAAACGUUUAAAAGAAGAUAUUGAAGAGAUAAGUACUGCUGAGGCAAUGGGGAGAGUUGCACAAAUGAGACUUGUCGAAUUUGCUUAUAAACCAGAAAUAGCUGCACGUUGGGGACUUUCUGAAAGGGAUAGACACAGAGUUGGAGUUAUAGCACAAGAAUUGGCAGAAGUAUUGCCUGAGGCAGUUAAGGAUAAUGGCGACUUUUUGACUGUUGAUGAUACGAGAAUAUUUUAUGAUACUGUGGCUGCUGCUCAGGAACUUUAUCGUUUGACUGGCAAUUUGGAAUGUAAAAUCGGCCAAGUUGAACGUAUUUCCCACAAACUUGCUCAAUAUGCAAGGAAACGCCGCCAGUUAGGUUCAAUGGCUUCUGGAUUGAGUGAUUUCUCUUCUCUAUUUCCUGGACAAAAUUUUUCUUCAAAAAAUCUCCAAAAUAAUUUUGAAGACAAAAGUCUUUCACAAUCAAGAACUUCUUUAACUUCAGCAGCAACUGCACCAGCUAUUGCUUUUAGAGAUGGAAAUGAAGACGAAAUUAAAGAUAAAUCUUCAAAGAAUAGAUCAAGAAAUAGCUCAAGAAAUUUUGGAAAACGUGAUAAAAAGUCAUCUCUUCCACCACCCCCAUCUCCUCCUCGAAAACAUCGUUGUCGUUCUCAUUCUUCAGCUUCUGCUUAUUGUGGAAGGCAACAAGUUUAUUGUCGCGGGCAAGAAGCAGCUCUUUGCAAUUCAAAAUUUACUCAGGGAACUAUUGUUACGUUGGUUGUAAUUAUGGCACUUUGUUUGGUAACUAUGUGUACUUUGUAUGUCGUUGACUGGUAUAAUCGUACCUACUUGUCCCCUCACUUUCAUCAUUACCACCCUUAUAUGGGAGAAGGAACGGAAAAACAACAAAAACACCAAAAACCUACAGAUUCUCAACCAAUUCCUUCAGAUAUCGAUAGACCCCCUCCACCAGGCAAAAUGAGGGGUCUUUUAGAUUCUGAUUGGAUACCACCUUUACAAUCAAAUAUUCUACCCAUUUCUUUGCAAUAUUGCUCAACAAAUUUUGAUAAAAACAAUCCUUUUAUUUCUGGUCCAACAACAAAACCAAAUUGUCAAAACAAUUGUUGUCCAAUUUCCAAAAAUUCAGAAAAUUCUGAAAGUAAAUUGAUAGAUAAACAAAUACAAGCAUUACUACAAAAUAAUAAAAACACAUUACCAAACCUUAAUUUCGAGAAUGGUGUUAAAAUAGAGAUUUUAAAUUUGGGAAUUAUUUUGGAUAAAAAUUAUUGUUUAUUACAACAAAAUUGUCAGAACAAUUCAAAUAAUUUAUGUAAUACAUUAAAUAGUUGUAAUUCGAGAAUUGGGCGUUAUAAUCUUUAUAUUCCAAUUUCUUCUGAUUUAACAACUGCUCCCCUCAGAUUAAAAAUAAAGUAA